This is a messenger RNA of Vitis vinifera (wine grape), 1289 nucleotides long. Its product is annotated as putative disease resistance protein RGA3. Gene Ontology annotation, molecular function: ADP binding. The record is from RefSeq and is a predicted model, not a curated record. Lineage: Eukaryota; Viridiplantae; Streptophyta; Magnoliopsida; Vitales; Vitaceae. Gene Ontology annotation, biological process: defense response to other organism. The transcript is spliced from 2 exons. Bases 276 to 1235 code for a protein of 319 amino acids.
AGUUGUAGGAGAGGCUCUUCUUUCUGUUUCUUUUGAAGUGUUAUUUAAUAAAUUGGCGUCCUCUGAUUUCCUCAAGUUUGCACGCCAAGAGCAUGUCCAAGCCGAGCUCAAGAAAUGGGAGAAAAAAUUGUUCAACAUUCGUGAAGUGUUGAAUGAUGCGGAGGAGAAGCAGAUCACAGAGCAGUCGGUGAAAGCAUGGCUGGGCGAUCUGAGGGAUUUGGCUUACGGAGGACAUCUUGGACGAGUUCUCCUACGAAGCUUUGCGAAGAAAGGUGAUGGCGGAACCUGAUAGAGGCAACGCAAGCAAGGUACGCAAGUUUAUCCCUACUUGUUGUACUUCUACUUUCACUCCUAUUAAGGCUAUGCGUAAUGUUAAGAUGGCACCAAAGAUGAUGGAAAUCACUCGCCGAUUAGAAGAAAUUUCAGCUCAAAGGGCCGAGCUUGGUCUAGAGAAGGUGGUAGGGAUAACCAAGUAUGCUCGGGAAAGGCCAAUCACAACAUCUCUGGUAUAUGAACCUUGGGUUUUCGGGAGGGAUGGUGAUAAAAAGAUUAUAAUUGACAUGCUUCUUAGGGAUGAACCCAUUGGAACCAAUGUUUCUGUAGUUUCCAUCGUUGCCAUGGGUGGGAUGGGCAAGACCACACUGGCGAGGCUGGUGUAUGAUGAUGCUGAGGCAACCAAGCAUUUUAACCUAAAAGCUUGGGUUUGUGUAUCAGAUCAGUUUGAUGCAAUGAGAAUAACAAAGACGAUUCUCGAGUCGAUCACUUCUCAUGCCAAUGAUUUGCAGUACUUUAGUAAAAUUCAAGACAGGUUAAGGGAUGAAUUCAAGGGGAAAAGAUUCUUGCUAGUUUUAGAUGAUUUGUGGAAUGAGAACUACAAUGAUUGGAACUGCUUGCGGUCUCCGUUCUGGUCGGGAUCACCAGGAAGCAAGAUCAUAGUUACAACAAGGAGUAAAAAUGUUGCAACUAUGAUGGGAGGAGAUAAAAACUUUUAUGAGCUAAAAAAUUUGUGCGAUGAUGAUUGUUGGUAUGUGUUUGAAAAACAUGCAUUCGAAAAUAGAAAUAUCAAUGAGCAUCCAAAUUUGGCAUUGAUUGGUAGAGAAAUCGUGAAAAAGUGUGGAGGUUUGCCUUUAGCGGCAAAAGCACUUGGUGGUCUGUUGUGCCAUGAACAAAGAGAAAACAAAUGGAAAAGUAUAUUGACUAGCAAGAUAUGGGAUUUGCCAACUGAAAAAAUGUGAUAUUCUCCCUGCAUUGAGAUUGAGUAACAAUCAUCUUCCUUCACAUCUUAAGAG